Gossypium raimondii (Peruvian cotton) is the source of this 998-nucleotide messenger RNA. RefSeq lists its product as uncharacterized. The coding region runs from base 407 to 841 and encodes 144 amino acids. Lineage: Eukaryota; Viridiplantae; Streptophyta; Magnoliopsida; Malvales; Malvaceae. The transcript has 2 exons. The record is from RefSeq and is a predicted model, not a curated record.
GAAUUGUAAGAGCCAAGAGGUGAGUAAGAAGAAGCAAUAAAAGGUCUAUUUUUCAGACAACCCAAAAAAGCUCUCUCAUUUUCAACCGGCGGUAAUACCCUGUUCAUCUAUCCUCUCUUCUUAAGAGGCUUGAAGGGCAAAGAACAUUCAAAGUGUUGGUGCAUAUUAUAUAUAUAUAUAUAUAAGUAAAGGCGAAACCUUGAGAGAAAGAAGUUUCCAGUGCCUCAAACUUGAAGUGGUGUUUUUUUUUUUUUUUUGUUAAGGCAUGUUAUUAUUAAUGGAGGAUAGGAUACUAUCAUACUACAUGCAUACAUGGGAAUAGGAUGGCUCUCUGAUCAUGUUUACAAGUGUUUUUGCUUGAUUCUGCUCCUUAUACAACAAGGUUGGUUGGUGUGUUUUUGGGUUAAUGGGUGGUGAAUAUUUCUGGGAAACGGUGCCACCUACGGCCACAGUGGAUCCAUUGAGUUUAGAGAGGGAAGAGCAUUGGAGACGUUUCGACAACUCGGUGAAUGCGGUGUCGUUUGGGUUUGUAGCUACUGCAAUUCUCAUAUCAAUGUUCCUUGUUAUGGCUAUCUUCGAGAGGUUCCUCAGGCCAACUUCCGAUACCUCUACAACCCCUAAUGACCUUGAGUCUCACAAUAUUUUCAAUGCCAAGCUUAAUUACCCUUCUCCCAAAAUGACAGUUUAUGCGAGUGAAGUAUCAGUUUUAAUGCCUGGUGAGGAAACUCCUACUUUCAUUGCACAUCCUACUCCAGCUCUGCUGCCAUGUCCACCAGACCGUGUCUUGAGACCUCUGCAUCAACAGAGCCAAAGCAUUGGUGUGCCUUCAAGCUUAAGCUGAUGCUGCAACUGAGACAAGAAGCAUGCAUGGAAUGGAAAAAAAGCACCAGGAUAUUUUUAUAUUUGUACAUUUGCAUUUUAAGAAAACUGACAUUUUCAUUUGCUGCCUUUUUUUUGUGACAAACGAGAGGGAAUUCACAAAAGGAAAAUUUGCAAUA